AUGGAAAACAAUAAUGUUUCUCGUGAGGCUCGCAGAAAGCGUAAAAGCAAAGAAAGUGAGACAUCCCAACAACGUGAAGCCCGACUUGCUCGUGAACGCGAAAGAAAAUGGCAAAAAAAAAUGCAGGAGACCAGUGAAGAGCGCGAAGUGCGUAUGUCACGUGAACGUGAUAGAAAACGGAAAGAGAGAGAAAUGAAAACUAAUGAGCAACAUGAAGAACGUCUAAAUUAUCAGCGUUAUUUUCGUGAACAAAUUAAACAACAAAAUCUGUCACAGAUAAUUGAAGAACUGGAUCCAAUUAUAGACACUCAGGGGAAUUGUAGUCAUCAUCAAACUGACAUUAACACCACAAAUAUUGAAGCAGUUUCCUCUGCUGAACUUACUGAAAUAAAUCGUGAUCUAUUAAAAAAGUUUCGCACUAAAAUAGAUAAUCUUAAACACACUCUUUGUCCUUAUGCCAAAAAAUUCUCAGUGGAAAAUAAUAUGGACCCUGGUGAUAUGCCCGAAGAACUUAAAG
Messenger RNA from Dentiscutata erythropus, 517 nucleotides. NCBI's taxonomy places the organism in Eukaryota, Fungi, Glomeromycota, Glomeromycetes, Diversisporales, Gigasporaceae. The record is from the annotation of a GenBank genome assembly.